AUGUCUUUCGAUCGCCUUGUCCGAUUCGUGCCUAAGGGCAGCAGCAGUGCCGCUCUCAUCGGCGAGCCAGUUGACUCCUCCGUCGACGUGGGGCUUGCAGUCCGAAAGGGCCAGGACGUCAAAGUCAAGGUGUUCAGCGGCUCAUCGGUCCUAGAUCCUGGGUCGGCGACGGAGAAGGUCGAGGUCAUUGACCGCGUAUUGUCGCCCCUCGAUACUCAUGAGGUCGGAACAGUCCGAUGUAUCGGCUUGAACUAUAGAGGACACGCCAAAGAAGUGGGCAUGCAAAUCCCCGAUGUUCCGGUCGUCUUCAUGAAGCCGGCCACUUCCCUGGCAGACCCCUGGCCAGCGCCAACGGUUAUCCCUAAGCACACACUCAAGGACGACUGUGCCGACUAUGAGAGCGAGCUCGCGGUGAUCAUCGGCAAGACGGCCAAGAACGUGAGCAAGGAGCAAGCUCUUGAUUACGUGCUGGGCUACACGGCAUGCAACGACAUCUCGAGCCGUGUGAGCCAGUUGAACCAGAGUCAAUGGAGCUUCUCCAAGGGCUUCGAUGGUGCUUGCCCCAUUGGUCCCACCCUGGUCUCAACCAAGGCGAUCCCGGACGCCUCCAAGUUGAAGCUUAGAGGCCUGUUGAAUGGCAAGGUUGUGCAGGAGAGCGGACUUGACGACCUCAUCUUCGAUGUGGCAGAGCUGGUUGCCUGGUGCUCCCAGGGCACGACGCUCCUGCCCGGUACCCUCAUUAUCACCGGUACGCCCGCGGGUAUUGGUUGGGGCCGCAACCCCAAGCUGACCUUGCACGGGGGUGAUGAGUUCGUUGUUGAGAUACUGCCCCACAUCGGCAGCUUAGUCAAUGUUUUGGAGGACGAGAAAUGA
Molecule: messenger RNA, 873 nt
Organism: Diaporthe amygdali
Lineage: Eukaryota; Fungi; Ascomycota; Sordariomycetes; Diaporthales; Diaporthaceae
Exons: 6
Coding region: 1-873 (290 amino acids)
Molecular function (GO): acetylpyruvate hydrolase activity
Source: RefSeq, a predicted model, not a curated record